Messenger RNA from Mugil cephalus (flathead mullet), 814 nucleotides. RefSeq names its product glutamine amidotransferase class 1 domain containing 1 (gene gatd1). Bases 153 to 794 code for a protein of 213 amino acids. The record is from RefSeq and is a predicted model, not a curated record. NCBI's taxonomy places the organism in Eukaryota, Metazoa, Chordata, Actinopteri, Mugiliformes, Mugilidae. The transcript is spliced from 7 exons.
UCUGUUUUCUUCCCUUUAAUAUCGAACUUUUAUUUUGAAGUUACGUGAGCGGAUGUUGUUGUCAGGUGACUGCACUUCCUCUUUGCCUAUUUCUUUUGCACCGUUUCACCCACAAAUAUUUUUCUUAUUUACGUCAAGCAAAGGCUAAUGAAAUGUCUGCGAAACCAACCUGUCUCAUAGUGGCGAGUGCUUCUCCUCAAGGGGUGUCAGCAAAGUCUUUCCAUCAGUCCUUCAGUCUCUGCAGCUCAGCGUUUAACCUCCAGACAGCCACUCCCGGGGGGAAGCCAAUAGACUUUGUUGGAGUGGAUGAAAGUACAGCUAGAUGGGUGCAGGACUUCAACGUGAAACCCUACGCAACACCGGCCAAACUUGAAUCUAUCGAUGGUGCCCGAUACCAGGCGCUCCUCAUCCCAGACUGCCCUGGAGCGCCAAACGACCUGGCGCACAGCGGCUCUCUGCACCGCAUUCUCACACACUUCAUCUCUCAGCAAAAGCCUGUGUGCGCGCUGGGUCAGGGAGUGUCGGCGCUGUGUUGUGCCACUGACGGACAGACGUGGAUUUUCAGUGGCUACAGCCUAACAGGGCCGUCAGUGUUUGAACUGGUGCGGAGGCCUGACUUUGCCAACCUGCCCUUGAUUGUAGAGGACUUUGUAAAAGACAGUGGUGGAUCAUACACAGCAAGUCAAGAAGAUGCCGUGCACACAGUCAUAGACAGACACCUAAUAACCGGACAGAAUAUGCAGUCAACCUCACUUGCUGUAAAUAAUCUAAUCUUGCUUUGUAAUGCCAAAUAAAAAAAAUGAACAAAGUGACA